GUCAUUACUGAUAUGCCCUAUAUUGUAAACGUGGCGGAGGUUUAUAGCCCGACUAUGUUGAUCAACAUGAUCUGAACGAUGUGAUCUCACAUAUCAUAUACAUUAAAUACGUAGUGCAUGAAAAAGCACAUUGUAAUUUUAAAGUGGUUUUUGGAGGCCAUCGGCCGCAAAAAUGGUACUCUUGGCAGCUGCUAUUUGUACUAAAAAUGGAAAAGCUUUACUUUCACGUCAAUUUGUUGAAAUGUCACGCUCUCGGAUAGAAGGCCUUCUCUCUGCAUUUCCUAAGUUAAUGAAUACAGAACAGCAACACACUUUUGUUGAAACUGAGAGUGUAAGAUAUGUUUAUCAACCAUUAGACAAGCUCUUUAUGCUACUUAUAACAACUAAAACAAGUAAUAUUUUAGAAGAUUUAGAAACUCUCAGAUUAUUUGCUAGAGUAGUACCAGAGUACUGUCGCGUUUUAGAGGAAAAUGAUAUAUUAGAAAACUCAUUUCAUCUCAUUUUUGCGUUUGAUGAAAUAGUUGCUCUCGGAUAUAGGGAAAACGUUAAUUUGGCACAGAUUCGAACAUUUAUUGAAAUGGAUAGUCAUGAAGAGAGAGUAAUUAUGGCAGUUAGAAAGACUCAAGAACUUGAGGCUAAAGAACAAAUGAAGAGGAAAGCUAAGGAACUUCAAGCUGCUCGUGUUUCUGCUGGAAAAAGUCGUACAUUUUUGUCUGGGUUUGCUGGAGGAAACACUGUUAAUCAGCAACCUCAACGAACUGAUAAUGUUCCAACAGUUGGCGAUCUUGCGCAGCCUCAAGAAAUAAGUGCUCCCAAGCAAACCUUUAAUUCAAGACCUACUGGCAAAGGAAAGGCAAUGAAGUUAGGUGGUAAAAACAAAGAUAUAGACGUGUUUGUUGAUAAGUUAAGAGAAGAAGGAACUGAGGUCAGCACUGCAGCAGCAUUGAAACCCACAUCAAAGGCUAUUCCACCUGUAGUAAACACCCCUCAAUCAAGUGUCCAUUUAAAGUUUGAGGAGAAGAUUACUCUCACUGCUGGACGACAUGGAGGUUUACAAAAUAUGGAGGUUCGUGGUUUAAUCAUGCUUCGCAUCACAGAUGCAGGAUUUGCAAAAAUUGAGAUUGUAGUCGAUAAUAAUUCUUCUAAAGAUUUUCAAAUGCAGACUCAUCCUAAUGUUGAUAAAAAACUAUUUACCCAAGAUGGUAUCAUUGGAUUAAAGCAAGGAGGAAAAGGUUUUCCUCUUAACAAUGAAAUCGGUGUUUUGAAAUGGAGGCUGCAAACCAAAGAUGAAGACCAAAUUCCUCUCACAAUAAACUGCUGGCCUAAUCAAAACGAUGGUGCAUGUGAUGUGACAAUUGAAUAUGAACUUCAGUCAAAAGGACUGGAAUUAAAUGAUGUCACUAUAUCUGUACCUGUACCUUCUGGUGUUGGCGCACCUAAUAUAGGAGAAAUUGAUGGAGAAUAUCAUUUUGAUGCAAAGAAAGGAGUUUUAGAAUGGAAGUUACCUGUUAUUGAUGCCUCAAAUCCAAAUGGUAGUUUAGAGUUCUCAAUGCCUAGUCAUCCUGAUGAUUUUUUUCCUGUUAAUGUAUCAUUUUACUCGACUAAAACCUUGUGUGACCUACAGAUCAAAGAAAUUCGCCAAUGUGAAAGUAAAUCACUUGUAAAAUUCACGCAAGAGCGCUCUUUAAUGGUAGACAAAUACGAAGUUGUUUAAACAAAGACUUGAAAGUUCUGCCACUUAAAAGUGUGAUUAGUUUGACUCGCUUAUCCGUAGUCAAUUUAUGCUUAAAUCAUCUUAGUGAUAUUUUCACAUUGUAAAUAAUUUUUAAAUUUAAAAUGCUGAUGCAAAAAUUUCGCAAAUGUUUUACGAGUAAAAAAAUCAAGUUGAUCUUUUGACCAUGAUUUACUACUUCGUAAUUUGUAUGAUAUAUUAGCUCAAUUAACUUAUAGAUCGUGUUUUUUAUUUUUGGUGGGAAGGUUAAGAGAUUAUUUUAGAGUAACAUCGGCUUUUAUAUGUAUUUACCCGUUUGUACCUUCACAUUAUGACCUAGAUUAAAAUUAUUUAUUUUAAA
Messenger RNA from Hydra vulgaris (swiftwater hydra), 2072 nucleotides. RefSeq names its product coatomer subunit delta. Gene Ontology annotation, cellular component: COPI vesicle coat. Lineage: Eukaryota; Metazoa; Cnidaria; Hydrozoa; Anthoathecata; Hydridae. Gene Ontology annotation, biological process: endoplasmic reticulum to Golgi vesicle-mediated transport; retrograde vesicle-mediated transport, Golgi to endoplasmic reticulum; Golgi localization. The record is from RefSeq and is a predicted model, not a curated record.